CCUAUGAACCGCCUCCACAGCAUCAGCCUUCCAUACUUCCCCUGACGGUGCAUAUGCAAGGCGCAAGGCAUCGCUGAUAGCUCUUGAAUCGUAACACUGGGCUAAUAGUAGCAGUGGCGGCAACAGUCUUCACGAGCAUUGUUCCGCGGGCCUAACAUUCGAUAGCUGAAUACCCAGAGAGAGUUCGUAAUUCACACGCUGCACCAAAGAACAUGGCUUUUGCACUGAAGGGAGUGGCAUACAUUACCGGUGCUGGGUCUGGCAUUGGCCAGUACACUGCAUAUGCUCUUGCAAGACAAGGUGUACGCUCAUUCGCCUUGCUGGAUCGCAAUCCCGUCACUAAAACCGUGAGCGAACUACAUAAAAUCUCAUCCGACUGUUCUAUCAAGACCUUCGAGAUCGAUGUCACCAACGAGAAAGCUGUCGAUGACAGUGUAGAAAAGACGGUCAAGGAGUUCGGACGACUAGACUAUGCUGUCAACAAUGCCGGCAUAGGUGGCAUGAUCAAGACCUCAGACCAGAUCCCGAGAGACGACUUCGAGAAAGUCAUGUCCAUCAAUACCACCGCUGUUUGGCAAUGCCAACGUGCGCAGGUUCGGCAGAUGCUCAAACAGGAAAAGUUGUCGGACUCGUACCGGUCAUAUCGAGGUUCCAUCGUCAAUGUCGCAUCCAUGUAUGGUCUGGUCGCACCGCCGCUCAACGUUCCUGCUACCGCAUACGCUACUUCCAAGCACGCUGUCAUUGGCCUUACAAAGUCAGAUGCACUCGCCUUCGCGCACAAGGGUAUCCGCAUCAACGCAAUUUCACCUGGAUAUGUAAUGACACCUUUGGUACAAGAGCACAUGGGUCAAGGCGAAAUGAUGGAAACGGAGAGAAAAAAGGUCCCUGUUCACCGCUAUUCAGAGAUGGAGGAAAUCGGCGACUGUAUUGCGUUCCUACAUUCUGACGCGGCGAGUUACAUGAUUGGAUCCACAUUAGUCGCGGACGGAGGAUACACAAUUGUCUAAAGCUUUGUACUAGCCAACGCCUUGAUGACUCGACAUUGCCUUCACACGCUUGCUACGAUACAUAAUUCUUUUGUCAAACAUAUGCAACUGUGUUGAUUUCAUCGGUCGCAUCUCGGCAGAGGUUGUCCACCGAGUGCUCCACCCCGAUCCCCGCAAAUUGGGAGACGCAACCUCCAUAUCCGAAAAGGGUCCCGACUGCCCCAAGCAUUUGUACGAUUGGCUAAUCGACCCUCUUUCGGUUUCAUCACCAUUACGCGACCUGAGGGCUCCAGAUCUUGCGUCUGUGCAACACUCGGAAAUGCUUUGCCA
Alternaria rosae is the source of this 1316-nucleotide messenger RNA. Its product is annotated as oxidoreductase ucpA. Gene Ontology annotation, molecular function: oxidoreductase activity, acting on the CH-OH group of donors, NAD or NADP as acceptor. The transcript has 2 exons. The record is from RefSeq and is a predicted model, not a curated record. NCBI's taxonomy places the organism in Eukaryota, Fungi, Ascomycota, Dothideomycetes, Pleosporales, Pleosporaceae. Bases 213 to 1007 code for a protein of 264 amino acids.